Molecule: messenger RNA, 1549 nt
Organism: Cydia amplana
Lineage: Eukaryota; Metazoa; Arthropoda; Insecta; Lepidoptera; Tortricidae
Gene: Hph
Product: egl nine homolog 1
Exons: 7
Coding region: 55-1467 (470 amino acids)
Biological process (GO): cellular response to hypoxia
Molecular function (GO): ferrous iron binding; peptidyl-proline dioxygenase activity; L-ascorbic acid binding
Source: RefSeq, a predicted model, not a curated record
GACAGUCCCAGUCUGCCCUAGGAAAGGCCUUCGUUUUCACUUCCUCUGUUCAGAAUGAAUCAAGAAGGCGUACUGGCUUGUUGCGCCGUUUGCAAUCAGCGUACCGUUAGGAGAUGUUCGCGUUGUCUCAGUAUUUACUAUUGUAACACGGACCAUCAACGCCAAGAUUGGAAAAGACACAAACCCGAGUGCGUGCCAAGAACACCAAAACAAGGUCCGAGAAACGAGAAAAUUGGCGGUGUUUCGACAUCUACGGCAGAAGCAGUGAGAAUAGGGGAGGUGAAAGACGACGCGCCUCACGGCGGGGCUAGCUGUGGGCCGCAGAGCGUUUCGACACCCGACGGAAGUGCAACAAGUGAUACAAGACGUUUGAAAAAUUCAAAGAAAAAAAACGCGAUUAAAGAAGUUAGUGUGAGUAAACAAAACGCUGUGAGUACCUCGGGGGUGAGCUCGGGUGCUGUUCCUAAGAAUCGGAGCGUGAUAUCUAGUGUUUUGUGUGCUAGCAAGGAUAAGGACAAAGUGAAUAGUGCCAUAACUUACGAAGGGUCGUCUGAGCAAGAGAUUCUAAGUGAAUCGGCGCAGCAACUUAGUGCUGUGGAGUUUUCGACAGCCAGUACAACAGUGAAGGCUCCUAAAUCAGAGCCAAAUAUGUUGGCGGUGGCCGGUUACUCCGGGGAACAAGCCCCUAUGAAGGAGUAUCCGGAAGGGACAGUGAGGAACAGUAGUGCGCCGUUUGGCCAGCCACAGAACAGUUUCUACAUGGACCCCAGUGACCAGUGGUACAACAUAUGCCAGCAAGUGAUUAGAGACAUGACACAGUUCGGUGUGUGUGUUUUGGACAAUUUCCUUGGACAAGAAAGGGGACAUUUAGUGAGAAAUGAAGUGUUAAAAAUGUAUAGAUCAGGUAUUUUUCAAGCAGGUGAGCUGGUAGCCAACCCUGGCAGCACGGACGCGCACACGGUCCGAAGCGAUCGGAUCACCUGGAUAGACGGCAAGGAGCCACAUUGCUUCUACAUCAAGCAGCUAAUCAACCAAGUGGACAACAUAAUCCUGAGGGCAAACAAGAUGCCUAACAACGGGAAGCUAGGAGACUACACGAUCAACGGCAGGACUAGGGCGAUGGUGGCGUGCUACCCCGGCUCCGGCACGCACUACGUCAAACACGUGGACAACCCCAACAAAGAUGGCCGCUGCAUCACCGCCAUAUACUACCUGAAUCUCAACUGGGACAAGGAGCGCUGCGGGGGCCUGCUCAGGGUGUUUCCCGAAGGUCUGGACGAGGUAGCUAACAUCAAGCCCCUGUUCGACCGAAUGGUUUUCUUCUGGUCGGAUCGGAGGAACCCUCACGAAGUUCAACCCGCCUAUGAAACUAGAUACGCCAUCACGCUUUGGUACUUCGAUGCCAAAGAGCGGGCUGAAGCUUUGAAGCGACAUCGCCAAAACCGCGAGGUGACUUCGAGUCAGUGAUAUUCGGAACCGCGCUCGUGCCGAGCGAGCCAGGGCUUCCGCCCUCCGGUGGCGUGUUUGACACUUCGCUGACCUGACCUAG